AGCUUCAAAAGGAAGUUGUUCUUCGUCACAAGAAAAGAAGUGGAUCUCCUAAACCUAAACCAACUCCAUACGAAGAGGCAAUGGACGCUUUAUCUUCUCUGAUCUCGGAACGCAAUACCGCCAGCGUAGGCAACAAGAACGUUCGGUUCGACCUGCUUUUCGAUUACUUAAAGAUUCUGGAUUUGGAGGAGCCAGUAUCCAAUAUGAAGAUCAUCCAUGUCGCUGGUACAAAAGGAAAGGGAUCCACUUGUACCUUCGUGGAGUCGAUAUUGCGUAAUUGUGGCUUCCACACUGGACUUUUGACGUCUCCUCAUGUUAUUGAGUUCAGAGAAAGGUUUCGAUUGGAUGGAGUGGAGAUUUGUGAAGAGAAAUUUGUAGCGUAUUUCUGGUGGUGCUUCAAUAGACUUAAGGAAAAUGCUGCGGGGGAUAUUCCCAUGCCUCCUUACUUUCGCUUCCUUGUAUUGCUCGCAUUCAAGAUAUUUGCUGCGGAGCAGGUAGAUGUUGCUAUCUUGGAGGUUGGAAUAGGGGGAAAAUUAGAUCCAACUAAUGUGGUUCAGGCACCUGUUGUGUGCGGUAUUUCUUCCCUUGGGUAUGACCACAUGGAAAUUCUUGGAAAUACUCUUGAAGAAAUUGCAGGAGACAAGGCUGGAAUCUUUAAGCAUGGGGUUCCUGCUUUCACUGUGCGUCAACCUGAGGAAGCAAUGUGUGUACUUGAGGAUAAGGCUUCUCAGCUGGAUGUACCACUUCAAGUCGUGCCACCAUUAGAUGCCAAUUUGUUGAAUGGUUUAAGACUUGGUCUAGGAGGUGAGUUCCAAUAUCUUAAUGCUGGUCUUGCUGUUGCGCUAUGUUCUACUUGGCUUCAGAGAACUGGUCAUGUUGGAAUCACUCACCUGGAACAUACUAAUUCUUUGCCGGAGCAGUUCAUAAAAGGAUUAACAACAGCAUGUUUGCAAGGACGGGCUCAGAUUGUCCCUGAUAAAUGUAUUGACAUUAAAAGCCCUGGAGAUCUUGUGUUCUAUCUGGAUGGAGCCCAUACCCCAGAAAGCAUGGAAGUAUGUGCAAGAUGGUUUGCACUUUCCAGUAAGGAAGAUAGCCAACGAGGUUUUAGCUAUCAAUUGCAGGAUAAUUCUAAAUCCUCCAAUGAAUUGGUAAACAGGCACCUCGACGACAGAGCCAUAAAGAAAUCCACACAGCAGAUACUGGUGUUUAAUUGUAUGUCGGUGCGGGAUCCUCAUCUACUUUUCCCACGUUUGAUGGAAACAUGUGCUAGUCAUGGUGUCUGCUUCAAGAAAGCUCUCUUUUUACCAAACACAUCAUUGCAUCAAAAGGUUGGAUCCCAUUCUUUUCCACCAAGUGAAGUUGAUUUGUCGUGGCAGUUCACUCUUCAAAGACUAUGGGAAAACCUCAUGGAGACAAACAAGGGAGGUGGUGGCAAGACUGUUGAUGCUGUCUAUGAAGACUUAAAAGAUGAUACAGAGUUGUGUGUAAAAAGUGGUAAAAAUAGCGCCGUAUUCUCUUCUCUCACCUUAGCUAUUAAAUGGCUCCGGGAAAGUGUCCAACAGAAUCCAUCUGUUCGUUUCCAGGUCCUCGUAACUGGCUCUUUACGUCUUGUGGGUGACGUGUUGAAAUUGGUCAAAGUGUGAGACGUCAGAUCAAGUUCAAAUCCUUAACGUUGGCAUUGAAGAUGGGCAAAAGAAGUCAGUUCUCUUUGGUUAUGCAAAAAUAUAAGGGAAAGAAAUGGUUGAAUGGACUUUCUAUGUUGUAUGUAAUCUGUAUAUUAGAGUUACAAUUUCUGUUUAAAUACAACGAAACAAAGAAAGCAAAUGAGGGGGGAAAAAAUAACCAGCGAUGAUA
Morus notabilis is the source of this 1854-nucleotide messenger RNA. RefSeq names its product folylpolyglutamate synthase. Gene Ontology annotation, molecular function: tetrahydrofolylpolyglutamate synthase activity; ATP binding. The transcript has 15 exons. Bases 81 to 1643 code for a protein of 520 amino acids. Gene Ontology annotation, biological process: tetrahydrofolylpolyglutamate biosynthetic process. The record is from RefSeq and is a predicted model, not a curated record. NCBI's taxonomy places the organism in Eukaryota, Viridiplantae, Streptophyta, Magnoliopsida, Rosales, Moraceae. Gene Ontology annotation, cellular component: cytosol; mitochondrion; cytoplasm.